Molecule: messenger RNA, 1392 nt
Organism: Nannospalax galili (Upper Galilee mountains blind mole rat)
Lineage: Eukaryota; Metazoa; Chordata; Mammalia; Rodentia; Spalacidae
Product: class I histocompatibility antigen, B alpha chain
Exons: 6
Coding region: 31-1089 (352 amino acids)
Biological process (GO): immune response; antigen processing and presentation of endogenous peptide antigen via MHC class I via ER pathway, TAP-independent; positive regulation of T cell mediated cytotoxicity
Cellular component (GO): external side of plasma membrane
Molecular function (GO): peptide antigen binding; signaling receptor binding
Source: RefSeq, a predicted model, not a curated record
CAAACUCUUCAGGACUUCCAAACAUCAAGAAUGGAAACCCGGAUGGCGCCCCGCGCCCUCCUUUGGCUGCUCACCGACGCCCUAGUCCUGACCCAGAUCCACGCGGGCCCGCACUCGCUGAGCUGUUUGGGCACCGCUGUUUACCGUCCGGGUCAGCAGAAGCUUCGUUUUGUGGGAGCCGGCUACGUGGAUGACACGCAGAUCCUGUGCUACGACAGUGCGGCAGUGAGUGGGAUGGUGAAGCCUCGGGCUGCCUUCAUGGAGCUGGAGGACCGGGAGCAUUUGGAGCAGCAGACAAGCCUGGUCAGGACUAUCAUGAAGGUUAUCCGAAGGGAACUGCAGAUCCCGCUCAGCUACUACAACCAGAGCAAGGACAGUUCUCACACUGUUCAAGUGUUGUUCCGCUGUGAUGUAGGGCCAGACAGGCGCCUCCUUCGCGGGAACUAUCAGUACGCCUAUGAUGGCCAUGAUUACAUCUCUCUAAACACGGACCUGAGCUCCUGGACUGCAGCAGACUCAGUGGCUGAGAUCACCCAGCGCAAGCUGGAGGCCGCUGGAGUUUCGAAGGAGUGCAGGUUUUUCUUGGAGGACAAGUGUGUGGAGUGGCUCUACAGGUACCUGGAGAAGGGGAAGGAAAAUCUGGAGCGCUCAGAUGCCCCCAAAACAAAAGUGACCCAUCAUCCCAGACCUGAAGGGGACAUCACCCUGAGGUGCUGGGCCCUAGGCUUCUACCCUGCGGACAUCACCCUGACCUGGCAGAGGGAUGGGGAGGACCUGACCCAGGACAUGGAGCUUGUGGAGACCAGGCCUGCAGGGGAUGGAAACUUCCAGAAGUGGGCAGCUGUGGUGGUGCCUUCUGGAGAGGAGCAGAGAUACACAUGCCAUGUGCAGCAUGAGGGGCUGCCUGAGCCCCUCACCCUGAGAUGGGAGCCUCCUCAGCCCACCAUCCCCAUCAUGGGAAUUAUUGCUGGCAUGGUCCUCUUUGGAGCUUUGGUCACUGGAGCUGUGGCUGCCAUGGUGAUGACAAAGAGAAAGAGUACAGUAGAGUCUCACACUGCACUCCAGGCUGAUUUGGAACUUACAAUGUAGCUGUAAUGGAUCAUCUUCACCGUUACUGCAACUGGAUUUAGAAUAUUCCAGAUUUUUCAAUUUGGGGCAUGCCUGUGAGGGUGUUUCCAAAGAGCAUUAACUGAGGAGGGAAGAUCUACCCUGAAAAUGGGCAGUGCCAUCCUACAUGGUGCUGCAAACUGAAGGAAAGAGGGAAAGGAGACAGCGGACAGGAACCAGCAUCUCUUCUUCCUGAUCCGUGGAGACCUGUGGAGUCCGGCCACCUGCUCCAGCUGCCAUCAACUCCACCAGACUUUCCUGCCAUGAAGGGCUGCACCUCUUAAA